AUGAGUGGAUUGAGGACAUUUGUUUUUGCAUAUUUUUUGGGUGGUAUCACUUUUAUACCUUUAGUAAUAGUUGCCUUCUUAUACUUAAACCAAAAAACAAAACCAACAAAUGAUGUCGACGAUAAAGAUUUAUCAUCAAACUUGCUCGUUCCAGAUAUAGAUCCUGAAUUAAAAGCAGGAAAAUAUGAAGAUAAGGAAGGCGUAGAUGUGAAAUAUAGUGGAUGGAUAAGUAUCACAAAUCAAUACUAUUAUCACUUCACAGAACUGAAAGAAUUAGGUUUAAAUGAUGACGAAACCGUUCUAGAGAGAUCUCAAUUGAAGAAAAGACAAAGGUUUUACGUUAUUUUGAGAGAAGGAAACCUUUUCCUAUAUAAAGAUGAUGACCCACGUAGAAAUAAUUUGUUGCAUGCAAUUUCUUUAAAGGAUAUGUUCGUUACUAUAUGGCCACGUUAUAAUACAGACAACGAACCAUUACCUGACGCUAGUUUAUAUACAAAGAGAACAUGUCUGGGAUUAUUCAGAAAAGGUUCGGUAACAUUCGAUGAGGAUAAAAAGAUGUUGCUAUUCGCUAAAAGUAAUAUCAUAGAACCAGACGAAACCAAUCAAGAUACUGCAACUUUAAAGACUUCUAAAGCAAAUCAAUUUUAUCUAUAUUUUGAAAACAAUAUGGAUAAAGAAGAUUGGUAUUUCCAAUUAAUUAAUGCUUCUAAGAAUAUCUCCUCAACAGAGAUUACCUCACCUUUGAACCCUAAUAUCAUAGCUGAUACAGCUCAUUUAAAUACUGCAGAUGCGUUGUAUUUAAUUCAAACAAUAAAUUCUACAAGAGGACAAUUAACGACAAAAUGGUUAAAUGCUUUACUAGGGAGAUUAUUUUUAUCAUUACAAGAGACAGACACCCUAAAUCAAGUCCUAUUAGAAAAGAUUGAUAAAAAAUUAACCAAGAUUAAUAAACCUGGAUUUCUGAAUGAUUUCGUAAUUGAAAAAGUAGAUGUUGGUAAUAGUGUCCCAUUCAUAACAAACCCACAACUAUCAGAAAUGUCACCAGAGGGUUCAAUGAAACUAUUAGCAGAUGUGUCAUAUAAGGGUUCCCUAGAAGUCAUAAUAUCAACAAAGGUUAACAUCAAUUUGGGGUCUCAUUUCAAACCAAGGGAGGUUUCCUUGCAAUUAUCAAUAAAAGUGAAGGAAGUAACUGGCCCAUUACUGAUACUGUUUAAACCACCUCCCUCAAAUAGAAUAUGGUACGCUUUUGAAAGUGAACCUGUAAUGGAAUUAGAUAUAGAACCAAUUGUCAGUUCAAGUAAAUUAUCUUAUAACGUAAUUACAAACGCGAUCAAAGGCAAAUUUGCAGAGGCUAUCAAAGAAUCAUUGGUAGUACCAUAUUACGAUGAUAUUGUGUUUUACUCUACUACCGAUGAGAUAUACAGAGGUGGUGUUUGGUCAAAAAAUACGAAAACUUCGGCAUCUUCUCUAAAUAUGGAAUUGGAUAUGACCAAGACUCAAGUUAAUGAUACUGAUUCUAACAAAUCGUCUAACAAGGUCGAGACUAAAUCAAACAACAGUAGUUCAUUUAAAGCAACUGAAACAUCUGUUAAAUCAAGAACAAUAGAAAAAAUGGGUUCUUUGAAGAAUAGUUUAAAACCAUCCAGACUAUCUAUGGACUUCAACACGUCUGCAAAUAGCACAUACCGAUCGAACGACCAAGACGAGGAAUUGGAUAUUGGAGCUGCAAAGGAAAGCAAAAGUAAAGAAUUAGCCAAUAAAUUAGAUGAGCACUCAACAAAAUCUAAAAAAUAUAUUAAAAACUCAAUGAAUAAACUCAAUAGAUGGUAUAAGGAGAAUGUUUCAACAAAGGAAGAUGAAAUACCAGAGGAAGAACAGGAAAGGCUUGACGAAAUGGAAUCUAAUGAAAAAGUUGAAGAUAAUUUGAUAGAAACGAUACCUAUGCCCACAAAAGAUGCUAUGAAAGAGCCACCACAGAUGAUAUCCAAUAGGAGAGCGAUAUCAAAAAAGACUAAUGAAAAUGUCUUGAGUAGUCCCGUUGUCUCUCAGAUGAGCGAAAGUAGUGAGGGGAAAUUCGAUACUUCACCGGUAGUAGUUGCCACAGAAAUGUUUGGAAAUAAACAAAGAUCUAUCUCAACAUCUUCAGGUAGUCAUAAUACUAUAAAUCACAAGGGGAGUUACUCACAAUUUACUAACCCAAACAUGAAAGAAUAUUACUGA
Messenger RNA from Maudiozyma saulgeensis, 2220 nucleotides. Lineage: Eukaryota; Fungi; Ascomycota; Saccharomycetes; Saccharomycetales; Saccharomycetaceae. The record is from the annotation of a GenBank genome assembly.